Molecule: messenger RNA, 1734 nt
Organism: Cyclocybe aegerita
Lineage: Eukaryota; Fungi; Basidiomycota; Agaricomycetes; Agaricales; Hemipholiotaceae
Source: the annotation of a GenBank genome assembly
AUGCUAAGAGGAAAGAAGGCGAAAGCGUGGUUGAAGGACAAACAGGUGGCAAACAAGUUUGCUAUGCCUGCUCUCUACCAGCCCCUCAGCCUCAUUCCUCUAGAUGUGUGGCAGGCUGCCCCAACCACAACGAACGGGAAUGAACAAGCUCAUCAGAAUAUCAAUCGUGACAGUGUUGACCUAACCGUGGUGGCAGCAAUCAUUCACGGCAUGCAUUACGACUGCAAUGCGAUGGCGGGUUUGUCACUCUAUGAACAGCAGGCAGUUGGAAGUCGGGAUGGGCCAUCAACAGAGUUCGAGCACACAAAGAGAGCCGUGCUCAGGCAAGUGAAGGCACAACAAAAGCGUCAAGCAGACAAAGUCCAGACAAAGGGGAAAAAUACACGAACCACUCGUACGCAGCCAGGAAACACCCUGCCAAACAUCCCAUCCUCAAGCAUCCAGCCGGUGCCCCUUUCCUUGUCAAACCCCAGGCCCUCCAUGCCCUCCUCUUAUACCUCCACCUUCCCUCAAGUCUCAACACAAAGGCAGUUGCUGGAGGAGACUAUUGACAGUGUGUUGAGCAGCCCUGAAGAUAGCUUGAGCGUAACCCUUGAUGGCAAUGUUGGUGAGUGGGGUGGCAUUGACGAGUGGGGCAGCAUCAGCGAAGGGGACGGCAUCAGUGAAAUUGACGCCGCUGGCGAAUGGAAUGACUUGCUUGAGUAUCCGGGCAGUUUGCUUGAGAGCGAGGAAAGGUCACUGGAGGAUGCCACAAGGGUUAUCAGCACUGAUGAGCAUGACACAGAAAGCCGCAAAGAGACAGGGGCUUACAUGGAGUCACCCUAUGAAAGUAUUCACAAGGUGGUCCCUGAGGACCUCAUUUCAGCAUAUAGUAGUCUUCACGGAGCAUUAGGGGAGAAACAGCAUUCUGAGAGUACCAGAGGCUCAGAGUGUGCCCCUUUGGAGAGAUGCUACCAUGGGCAACAGCACCUACUAUCUGCUCAGCUGAAAGUGCAGUUCAGUGAAGCAUCCCAAAGUGCUCUCAUCAUCGGAGCCACAGGCGCGACAGGCAAGCACCUCCUUGCCAACCUUCUCGCCUCGCCCCAUUUUUCCCGCGUGGGCGAGUACGGACGUCGCGUCACCCCGACGGACCAGAUCCCUGUUGGCCAGGAUAAGCUCGAGCAGAAAGUCAUUGAUUUUGAGAAGUUGGGGGAGUCGGGACUGAAGCAGGGAAAGUGGGACGUUAUCUUUAUCACAUUGGGCACGACAAAGGCAGCCGCUGGAAGUGCCCAGGCAUUCGAGAAGAUUGACAGAGAAUAUGUCAUCAACGCGGCCAAGGAGGCGCGCAACGUAGAAAACACCUCCCAACGCAUUGUAUACCUCUCAUCAACAGGUUCCAACCCGAACUCGCCCUUCCUCUACCCCCGAAGCAAAGGCCUCACUGAGCAAGGUCUCGCCGAGCUAGGAUAUGCCGACACCAUCGUCUUCCGCCCUGGAUUCCUCGCCGGAGCGCAGAGGCCAGAGCAUAGGUUAGCAGAGAGUAUCUUUGGUGGAGUAAUGGGCCUUCUCUCGAAGGUGACUUCCUCCGUUGAAAUCAAUGUCGCCACCCUCGGACGCGCGAUAUCCCUUGCCGGAAAGCUCGGCUCAGAGGGAUUACCCGCCAACGUCAACGCGACAAAAGAGACCAAAGGAACUGCAACCUUCACGGUCAUCAAUAACGCUGGCGCGAUCAAGUUGGCGGAAGUGAAGGAAUAG